This is a messenger RNA of Prorocentrum cordatum, 402 nucleotides long. NCBI's taxonomy places the organism in Eukaryota, Dinophyceae, Prorocentrales, Prorocentraceae. The record is from the annotation of a GenBank genome assembly.
AUGGGUCACAUCGUGGUAGAUGACCAUUCGGGAACGCCCUUCUGCCGCUUGGUGGACUUCUCUUCGGCGACGUGCUGCGUGGAGUCGACGCCGUCGACCACGGUUUGCGGGGAUCUGCCGUGCAUCGCCCCGGAGAUGGCGCUGGAGGCGCCGUGCGUCGCCAAGCAAGCGGACUGCUGGAGCCUCUGGGUGGUGCUCCUCGAGGCAGCCGGGGGCCUUGCGGAGCUGGAGCCUCCCGCCGCCAAGAUCAGGAGCCUCUUCUCCUGCGAGGGCAGCCACGCCCGCGCUUUGGCGGUCAUGGGCGGCGUGCGCAGCCGUGCGGUGCUGGCCGGGCUCUCCGGGCUCCUCGAGCCAGAGCCCGCGGCUCGGGCCGCCGCGAAUGCCCCCUCUCUGGCCUCCUAG